AUGUUCCUCCAAGAAGCACAGAUGGCUACUCAGCCACAACACACCAUGUCCAAACGCAGUAAACUCCAAAUGCUGCAGCCUCAAAGCAGUCCAGCCGCUGCCAAAGCCAAAACGCCGUCGACCGACAAACACCCAGGCCCCACGGAAUACCCUCACCUCCCCAACAACACCACCACCAUCACCACUACUCCCUCACCUUUCGAAACCCACUUCCACACCAGCGAAACAUACCUCUCCCACUUCAACACCAAAAGCAGAACUGAUCCCUUCUCCACCUUCACACCAUACAAUCACUCCCUCCACCCUCACCGUCCAGCAUACAACGUCCAAGCAAUUGGAAACUGGAAACUCGAUCUCAAACAGACGGGUGGAGUUGGAUUGGUGGAGGGCGAGUAUAUGGCUCAGAUGGCGCAUUUACGGGGGUCGGGUGUGUUGGCGGAGAUAAGGGAGGAGCUAGAAGAAUUGAGACCGGAGAGGCAGAGUGGGGGAUUUGUCAAGACUUCGAGGAGAGGAGGUAUUGGGAGGAUGUAUGGUGUGAAUGCCUUCCAUCGGAUCGAGGUGGAGCAGGAGGAGGAGGAGGGCGAUGGAUAUUGUCGCUAG
Lithohypha guttulata is the source of this 600-nucleotide messenger RNA. RefSeq lists its product as uncharacterized. The record is from RefSeq and is a predicted model, not a curated record. Lineage: Eukaryota; Fungi; Ascomycota; Eurotiomycetes; Chaetothyriales; Trichomeriaceae. The transcript has a single exon. Bases 1 to 600 code for a protein of 199 amino acids.